Fonsecaea pedrosoi CBS 271.37 is the source of this 2034-nucleotide messenger RNA. RefSeq lists its product as uncharacterized. Gene Ontology annotation, molecular function: DNA binding; zinc ion binding. The record is from RefSeq and is a predicted model, not a curated record. The transcript is spliced from 6 exons. Gene Ontology annotation, biological process: DNA-templated transcription. The coding region runs from base 1 to 2034 and encodes 677 amino acids. NCBI's taxonomy places the organism in Eukaryota, Fungi, Ascomycota, Eurotiomycetes, Chaetothyriales, Herpotrichiellaceae.
AUGACUUCAAAACCGGCUGAAUAUGCCUCGUUUUUAAUUCAAGCGUCUGACUAUGUACUCUCUGAUAGGCAUAGGAGGGGGCGAGUGCAGCGUGUCCCGACAGACAAGUCUGCAUCGACGGGGGACACGUCCGAUCUCAUGGAAAUGUCCGCGCCGACAAGCGACAUUUCUAAGAAUGCCGCCGUCGACGAACUUCGGGGGGUCUCAAAACAGUCGUACCAAACAAUUCAGCCUCCACGGCCAUCCACAGGCACUGAUGCAUCGCCCUCAGAGGUGCCUGGAAGUAACGUCGAGACAUCCGAUGGCACAAGUCUUCCGGGUAGCGUUACGCCAGCCCAGGAAUGCGACGAAGGUUACAACGGAGCAGCCUAUACCGAUGCUAUGAAUAACCGCCGGGCGCAGUCCGCCCUGCCGCUCUAUCUUGGGGAGCCACACGUCCUGAGCUUUGUGAUGGAUGUCUGUCAGUCAGAGCAUCAGCAUCACUACCUGGUUCCUCGUGCUGCUGCACGUGCUCUACCCCCCGAUGACUUGGCCUUUCUGAAAGCGAAAGGCUGUUUCUCAUUACCAGUCUCGAGUGUCUCUAACAAGCUCUUGCAACACUACUUCCACUACGUGCACCCCUUCCUCCCUAUUGUGGAUGCACAUACCAUCCUCACUCAGUAUCACCAAAAGUCCGCGCAGCAAGUGCACCUACUUCUAUUAUGGAGUAUGCUUUUUGCGGCGGCUAGUUUUGCGGACCCCGAGCUUGUGCGUGAAGCUGGCUAUACGUCACGCAAAGCAAUGAAGCAUGAUCUAUACCAGCGAGCCAAGUCACUGUACAAUUUCGAGUAUGAGACCGACAAGACUAUCUUGAUCCAGUCCACCAUUCUUCUCGCAUAUUGGUUCAACGACUCCGAAGACCGCACAGGAAACUGGUACUGGAUUGGCAUCGCCAUCAGCCUCUGUCAUUCAAUUGGCAUACACCAAGAUACGCAGAAUCCGUCUUCCAGGACCUCAAGCUUACCACAGACACAGCAUGUUUUGUGGAGGCUCAUCUGGUGGUCCUGUUACUUUCGGGAGACGUGGAUCUCGUUUGGGAUGGGACGGCCUAUGCGCAUCCAUCUCCAGGAUUGUAACGUUCCCAUGCCUAGUGUCGACGACAUCAUGCUACUUUGUGGAAAGAACGAUACCCCUCAGGCGCGGUUCUAUCUACCUAACGGAACUCGAGCCCUUGCCCGCUGCUGGCUCAAGAUAUUACAUCUGAGUGCUACCCUGGACUGCAUUCACCUAACACAUUAUAAGCCAAAUCGAGCCAAGGCUUCUACGAGCGAAAUUCUAAACGAUCGAGAAAGGGUUCAGAAGUGCUCACAGAUGUCUCUGGAAGGGGUGGCCGAUGACGAAGACCCGGUGGUGCAGCUCGUGUCUUAUCAAGUACAAGUCAUUGAGCAUUCCGUCUAUAUAGCAUUGUACCGGCCGUACCUCUUCGCCUCUCCUUCCGACCUGACGCCGGAUCAGUUCAAGGUGUGGCGUCCGACAAUCCUGAACAAGAUCUAUACCGCCGCAUCCGCAGUGACUAUGAUCUUGACAAACCUCAGUCAAGCCGGUCUUGUGGACCGUGCUCACUCUAUCUUGGUUACGGCGAUUGUCCCCGCCAUGCAGAUGCAUUUGUACGGUUCUGUAUCUUCACAAGGGCUGGGAAAACAGAUGAGCGCCUAUCAACUGGAGGUCUGUAUGACCAUCAUGGCCGAAAUGGGCAAAACAUUCUGGCACGCCAGCAUGACCCACAAAAUCUUUUGCGAGGCGGUUCGCAAAUUGAAGGACAAGGCCAGCUGCAGUUCCGGCACCGUCCGGCAGCACGGCGGGCCGAUGAGCUCCUCGAUGCAAGACCAGGAGCCUUCAACGUCCGUCUCAGUCGAAGACGUCUUUUGCGAACGCCACAAUCAGUCAACAGAUCCCUCGGACACCGAGAUUAUUUCACUCUUCACCGAGGACUUUUUGUUUCCCCCUGACGAUGGCAUGUCAUCCAUGGCCUUUCAAGAGUCGGUAUGCCAGUAA